AAUCUGUGGCUUCCGUGGUCCGCAUCGUUUCCUACAAAAGCACCACUUCACGGCUCUCGGACACACUCACAGCGUACUAUCAGAGGCUUUGUGUUGUUAUUGUGUCGGGACCAAACUUUAGCUAUGGCUUCCACCGUCGCUGCAUCCGCCGUUGUGGCACCAACUGCAUUCGCCGCUGCCUCACCCGCUGCGUCUACCUCCGGGUCGACCACCGUCAAGGCUUUCUCUGGUCUCAAGAGCGCCACUGUAUUCUCCGGCAAGGCCCAGAACUCGAGCUCCGUCCAGAAUGGCAGCCGCGUGCAGUGCAUGCAGGUGUGGAACCCCAUUGGCAUGACCAAGUUCGAGACUUUCUCCUACUUGCCCCCUCUAUCCGACGACGCCAUCGCCAAGCAGGUGGAGUACAUGAUUCAGCAGAAGCUCAUCCCCUGCCUGGAAUUCGACGUGAACGCCAACGGUGUGUCCCGCACCAACAACUCAUCCCCAGGGUACUACGAUGGUCGUUACUGGACCAUGUGGAAGUUGCCCAUGUUCGGGUGCCAGGACUCCGCCCAGGUGUUGAGGGAGAUCGAGGAGUGCAAGAAAACCUUCCCGGGCUGCUUCGUGCGCGUGUUGGGCUUCGACAACGUGAAGCAGGUGCAGAUCUGCGGGUUCUUGGUUGCCAGGCCCAACUAAGUUAUUCACCGAAAUUUUCAAUCGUAGGUUCAGUUCGUCAACUGGGGUUCCGGUGAAUCGUGUUGUAUAAUAAGCCAUUGGCCUUGAAAUACGAAAUUGUGCUUCAUCAAGUUCA
Molecule: messenger RNA, 787 nt
Organism: Physcomitrium patens
Lineage: Eukaryota; Viridiplantae; Streptophyta; Bryopsida; Funariales; Funariaceae
Product: ribulose bisphosphate carboxylase small subunit, chloroplastic
Source: RefSeq, a predicted model, not a curated record